GCUGCUCAGCGGCCUGCUAGCCGGUGCUCAAAAGAAGGAAGUCAGAGCCAUGGUGGGGAGCAACGUGGAGCUCAGCUGCAUGCACACCACCGAAGAGGAUUUUGAUUUAAAUCAGCUUUAUGUGUACUGGCAAAUCAGUGUUUCUGGCACCCCGACCACUGUGACUUACCUGUCUGAGAACAGCACCGUGGGCCACGGCAACAACCAGUACAAGGACCGGGCCCAGAUGUCACUAGACCGCAUGAAGCUCGGAGACUUCUCUCUGCUCCUCUACAACAUCACCCCCCAAGACGAACAGGAUUUUAACUGCCUGGUCAUUAGGAACUUCGAGAAGAUCGUGAAUACCGUGGUCACGCUGCACGUGGCGGCGAACUACAGCAUGCCCGUGGUCAGCGUCCCCCCGAGCACCCCCCAGGACGAGGAGCUCACCUUCACGUGCACGUCCAAGGACGGCUAUCCCGAGCCAAAGGUGUACUGGAUCAACAAGACGGACAACAGCCUGCUGGACGAGGCCCUGCAGAACAGCACGGUCUCCCUGAACCCGCGGGGCCUGUACGACGUGGUCAGCGUCCUGAGGAUCCGGCGGGUCCCCAACAUGAACGUGGGCUGCUGCAUCGAGAACGUGCUUCUGCACCAGAACCUGACUGUCAGCAGCCAGACAGCACUAGCCAGUGAGGCCAAUGCCAGCGUCACAGAGCACAACACCAAUGACACCCUCAAGAACGCAGCGCACACCCCGCCGGAGAACUCCAGGACCGGCCUCACGGUGCUGAUCAUUUUGGGUGUGGCAGCGGUGGCGGUGGCGGUCAUGUUCUUGUGGCUCAAGGGCCGGUGUCCCCGCUGGAACUAUGCAGCAGGUGCCCAGGCCUCGAGGCCAGAGCUGGAGCAGACUGACCAUGUUUGACAAGGACUCACCGUUCGGGACAUGGACGAGGCUUCUGUGAGGUGUCACCAAGAGGGAUGGCAGAUGGCAGCUUGAGAAUUGACUCCAUCGGGCCGGUGGCAAAGGGAGACUCUGGGCCCCACCUGCACCAUUAACACGAGGCUUCAUGGACACGAAGCCUCGCUGGCCUUGGAGGGACACGCAGGGGCUUCCCCUGCAAAGACCACACUGGACCCCAGGGAGAAUGGGCGGGGCCGCCUGUCCCGCGGGGAGGCCUUUGCGAACAGGCCAGCAGCUCUGGAACACAGCACAUGGCCACGUGUGAGUGGGUCGCCCACCGCCGCUGCCAAACUGCAGAAAGAGACCUCAGGAUGGAUGGUUUCUUCCCACCACCAGCACCCAAGGGUCCCUGGAGCUCUUCUCGAGGCCCCAGAGGCGCGCUGUGGGGCGGGGGCCCUGAGCGAGGCAGGAGGCCGGGCGCCCGUGUGGAGAGAAGGGUGAAGGUGUCCGCUCUGUUCCGGGAGGGCCCUGCUGGGCAGAGGCCGACGGGUGUGUUGCCGGGGUUCCUGUGACCGCACAUGUGCGAGGCCCACACGCAGGAAAUGGCUGGUGUGGAAAGACACCCGAGAUUCGCUGUUGUCUGAAAUGCUCAUGGGGGGAAUAUUCUCCCGCCACGGCUGUGGGAAGCCAGGCCUCCCUCCUUUGCAAGCACGGUGGAACUUCAUGCGAAGAGGGCUGCUGCUUGGGCCGCCAUGCCGGGCCCCGUGGACGCGGAGGGCACGCCCGGCCGUGUGGCAGCCCUUCAGAAUGCACAGCGGCAGCCUCAAAGAGCAGGCUGGGCAGCUCCUGGCCGCUGUCGCCGUGGCCUCUCACCUGGCCUCUGCUGAGAACCUGCACGGUCCGGUGGAGACCUUGACUCAAAACGCCGGGUUCCCCGGAGCCCACCUGGGCAGUGGUCCUGACCCUCUCCAUGCAGUUUCCAUUGUUGUUGCCUGGAAGGAACCUUGCAGUUUAAUGUUUCCAGAAGGUUCUGCACAGGAGGCGGUCGGGUAACCCAGGCACUCACACCAAGGAAAGUGGGGCCUGUGGUUCUGCCCGUGGCUGUUUGACACUGGUGGGCCCAGACCUGGACUUGAAGCAGAAGAGAGGAGCUGGCUCCGUGCGGAAGCCGGGUUUAUUAACACCGGUCACGAGAAACCCCUCGUUUGUCUUUGUAGCAAACAGCCCUCAUGUGGCUUUUAAAUGAGUGUGAUGAGGAGCCACCCAGACUUUGAACACGAAGGCAUUAGAAGACUCACGUCACCCCGAAAGAGUGGCAGAAGGGUCACCAGCGGCACUUGGAGCAAAGAAGCACUGGCGUGUGGUGCUGUCCUCCGCCCUGACCCCCAGGGGCCCCGGAGGUGCUGGGGCUGGGAUCUCAGCCGGCUGGGACGGCGGCAGCCACUCAGGGAAGCUGAGCCAGGUUCCAGCUCUUUCUGUCUGAAGCUGGUUUCCUUCUCGGGGCAGGUGGCAGGGGACCAGGCUCGCCUGCUUCUGCCCCGUUACCUCCGGGCCCAGGAGGCCACCCCCUGCCCUUCUACCAGUUCCAUGCUGGCCUGGGCCUGGGGCUUGGUCACAGCCGUGCUCCCCACACUCUCUGGCCUCAGGCCCGGGGAGCAUGAACUGGUUUCAGGGACGCAGUGCCCUUCUGUGCCCUCUAGGCUUUCCCCGAUACCAUCCCCUCCCCUGGUCCCCUGCCUGCUUCCUGUGCUGGAAACGGGUCGAAUGCCCGAGUUUGACACCCCUCCCUGCAAACCCACUUUAAGAGGAUACAGGAUGUAGGCUGUGUCAGGCGGCUUAGGUCAGCUCAGCGCGACCUUUCUGAGGGUCUGCAGCCCUGCCUUGCCCAUUGGUUCUCCCACAGGGGGAGUUCUGUGCCCCAGGGGAUGCUGGGCAAGGUCUGGAGACACUGUAGCUGUCUCAUUGGGGGAUUGCUACUGCCCCCCACCCCCGUGCGUAGCAGGUGGGGACACUGCUCAAAAUCUGAAGACACAGACGGCCCAUGGCCGAGAAGUGUCCCCACAAAGGUCGGUGCAAGGGUGAGUCCCUGCCCUUCAAGACCAAGACCACUUUGGCAGGGCAAGAGGGGCCCCUGCUUCUCGCCUCCACCCACACUGGGCCUCAGGGGAGGAGACCUGUGGUUAGCAGGGUUAGGCCUGGGAGCACUCUAGGUCAGGGCUUUCGGCCUCAUCCCCACCCGCCUGGCCCCUGGGACCAACUGCCGUGGGGGCUGGAGCCGGCCCUCUCACUGCACUGAGAGGCGGCCCGUGGGCACAAGAGCCCAGGGCCCUGGGCAGUGCUGGGGGGUCUGGAGCAGUUGGAACCCUGGUCUCUGGGUGCCAUGGACCCUGUACCAUCUGCCUCGCAGAGGAGGGGAGCAGUAACCACCCCCCCCCCCCCCCCCCCCGCCGAGGUGGCGCCGAGACUAGUGACUGGGUUGGGGCGGGGGGGACGGGCAGGCCGCAGCUGCCUGAGCCUGUCGCUGCUCCCUGGGCCCCCGGUGCCCCCAUAUAAGGCGCGGUGGCUGGAACGCAUUCUGUCUGCUGGCCCUGCUGCUCGGACACGCCCCAGGACCUCGGCCGCCACAGCCAGCCCAGUCCGCCCCAUCGUGGGGCGGGCAGCUGUGGCUUUAGAACAUCUCCCUGGCCUGGGAAGAGGAGGCUGCCCAGCUGCGCCCUGGCCGUGGUCCCAGGGCCGAGAUGCCGGCUGGGCGAGGCAGCUGGCCACUCUGGGCCCGUGGCGGUGUGUCACAGCUCUGUUUUCCCAAGGCCCAGCUCUUCAGAGGACCCUUUGUGGGGCAGGCGGCAUUCUUACCCCACCUGGGACAGUUUCGCCCUUGGUGACGGACCCUUCCCCCUACCC
Phyllostomus discolor (pale spear-nosed bat) is the source of this 3784-nucleotide messenger RNA. It is a transcript of the gene ICOSLG, whose product is annotated as inducible T cell costimulator ligand. The transcript has 6 exons. Lineage: Eukaryota; Metazoa; Chordata; Mammalia; Chiroptera; Phyllostomidae. Bases 50 to 904 code for a protein of 284 amino acids. The record is from RefSeq and is a predicted model, not a curated record.